AUGGCGGGUGAAAAUGGACGAAAAGCCGUUCUGGCUGACUACAUGGAUUAUGCGACUGUGCAUGGAAUAGGGCGUUCCAAAAACUCCCCGUAUUUGGUGUUCAAGCUAUUUUGGGUAUUAGCUCUUCUUGCUUCUCUAGGAAUGAUUAUAUGGCAAGUUCGUGACUUAUACGUAAAGUAUGAUAGCCAUCCAGUAAGUACGUCAAUAGAAGUGAAAACAGCCAAAAGAUUGAAAUUCCCGCCAAUUACUAUAUGUAACACAAAUCCAGCCCAGUACUCGUUAGUUGAACCAGGGUCAACAUUAGAUGACGUCAUACAAGAGGCUUCCAAAAAAUAUUCUAUUGACCUGAAUAUUUACAACAGCACGGACAUGUAUAACUAUAAUUUCUCAGCGUUUGAUGAACAGAAUAAAAACUCUUCUCUUGAAAAUGACAUAAUGUGGAUAACUGCUGAACAGUUCCGGAUGAAAAUGGCCACACUUGAUGAUUUUACACUUGAAAAUAUAUCCCAGCCAUUACCUGAAUUCUUCCUACUCUGUAACUUUGCGGGAAAACCCGGGGCGACUAGUAGUGGUGCGCAAUUUUUAAUUGAAAAGAUUCUUCAUACUGCUAGUUUAUGUUACAGAGAAGCAAUCACGCAAAUCCGGUCGUACACAUACGGUUUGUGUUACAAGUUCGAACCCGAGUACAUACCCGAGCUUUCACCCCAUGGUGAGGUGGCGGACGCUGGUCCAAAAUAUUCAUUGGAAAUACUUUUGAAUGUUGACCAAUCCGAGAGUAUUCCAUUUGUGACGUCAUCAGCGGGUGUCGUGAUCGGGUCAGACUCACGCAGCCAGAUUUUUCACGAAAAUAACGGAGUUUUCGUGCCAACAGGGUUUGAAACAAACAUUGCUUUGUCACUCGUUGACACAGAGAGGGUAACUGGUUAUGAUAAAACCCCACGAUGCGACCAAUCAAACGACUUCGAAAGCUCCCUUUUGGACUGUUUCAAAUCUUGUAAACUACGAGAUAUCGUGAACAGUUGCGGCUGUUACCUGCAUUUCUUCAACAUUGGUUCUAUAAAUAAAUCUGUCAGCUUAAACAACACGUUUGAUGAUCUGUUUGGCUACUCACCAUGUUACACCAAACAACAUUAUAAAUGUAUCCAAGAACUUGAAGCGACCUAUAUACUACAACCAACGGAUGAUUGUGACGAAUGUUUACCACCAUGCAGCGAAAUUUAUUAUGAAAGCCAUGUUUCACAGUCAACAUGGCCCGGGACAAAUUUUAUUCCUAUACUCAGGAAAAUCUUCAAUUCAAAACUAAAAGAUCAAAUGGCGUCAUCCGAAGUAAAUCGUGAUUAUGUCAGGGACAACCUUGCACUGGUGAGAAUCUAUCUGUCAUCGCUGUCCUACCAGGUCAUCAAGGAAGAAUAUGCUUAUUCGGAAGUUGACUUUAUCAGUGACAUUGGUGGACAGCUUGGAUUGUGGGCGGGGUUUUCUGUUCUGUCCUUGUGCGAGAUUUUAGAGUUAAUUUUCUUACUAUGUGCAAGUGGAAUGAAAAGGGAGAACACCAAUCCGGACAACACUGUUACACCUCUAGAGAAAAAAUAAAAUUAUUGUUAGAAACAUUUUAUGUAAAAGCUGUGAUAAAGAAUGUCUUAUAUAUGUAUUGUACAAUUCUUUAAUGUAUUAGAUAGUUACAUUUUUAUGAAUUUUCGUCUUUAGGGCUAUAUUUGACAUGGUGAGUACUUCCUCAGAUUUGUUAUCUGGAAGGUAUAGAUGCACAAAUCACAGCGGACCAGUGGUUCAGUCUGAACUAGUUAUCUGUUUUACUCGGAGUAAAAAUAUUGAAAUAUAGUGUGGUAGAAAUGUAUAUGGUUCUUAAAAAUGAUACAUUGUUGUAUUUUGCUUUGUUUGUUACAUACUUUAUAAAUGUACUAUCAUUUCCAAUGUGCCUUAAAUAUAAAAUUCAUUACAUUGCCCUUGAAAAUUGUGCAUGAAUUCACAUUUUAUAUAAUUGUUUAUAUGAGUGAUUCUGUUUGAAAACUUAAAAGAUAAGAUGAAUGCGUACAUUUAUGUCUUAUAAUAACUGCGAUAACGAAACUGUUCUCCAACAUUAGAUCUUUUUAUUAAACUUUGUGGCUUAAGCUCAAUUAUCUAAGUACAAAAUAAGGCAUUACAGUUAUGAUUAGUAACUUUUAAACAACAGCGGGCCAUAACAUGAAUGAACAUUUUAUUUCUCUAACAGUAAAUAACAUAAUUCUGCUCAUUUUUACAUAAGGAGUUUGUUUUUAAAAUUUUCGUUUGGACAGGAGAAAUUUGUUUUUAAAAUUGUAUCUCAUACACGAAUUACCUUAAAUUAAAAUUGAUUUACUAUUAUAUUUAUAUAUUUAAAUUUUUGUUUGUUCGUAAAAAAGAUUUUAGAUUUUUGUAUACAUGUUUUUUUUUUUCUUUUUUAACUAAUGUUAUCCUUUUUAUUAUUGUUCAAUGAGAACGUUAUAUUGUAGUAAAUAUACAUGUUUCGCUUUUUAUGUAAA
Ruditapes philippinarum (Manila clam) is the source of this 2516-nucleotide messenger RNA. Its product is annotated as degenerin-like protein asic-2. Gene Ontology annotation, molecular function: ligand-gated sodium channel activity. Lineage: Eukaryota; Metazoa; Mollusca; Bivalvia; Venerida; Veneridae. Gene Ontology annotation, cellular component: membrane. The transcript has 11 exons. Gene Ontology annotation, biological process: sodium ion transmembrane transport. The record is from RefSeq and is a predicted model, not a curated record. The coding region runs from base 1 to 1590 and encodes 529 amino acids.